UGUAGGUGCAGCAGGAGCCUUCCCUACCACUGCAAGCAGGGGGGGAAGGGAACCCCCCCCACACCCCCUCCUCCUCCUCCUCCUCCUCCUCUCGGCGCUGCAAAGCUGCCCUGCAAAGUGUGCAAUUGCAGGGGCUCCCCCCGCUGCAAGGAGAGCUGCUGCAGCCAGCCGGGAAAAAACUCCAGUUGCAGGAAGAUUGAGCGCUUGCAGUUUUGCAUCUUUUGUUGUUGCAAAACUAGCUCCCGAGGAGAGGCGAGGCAAAGUCUUUUGUGCUUCCCCUCCCCCCUCCCCAACGCAGCAAAGCAAAGCAAAAAAAAAAAAAAAAACCAAACCAAAAAACAGGAGAGAAAUGUCUCAGUCGAGAGGCAAGAAGCGAAACCCUGGGCUGAAAAUUCCUAAAGAAGCAUUUGAGCAACCACAGACAAGCUCCACGCCACCCAGAGAUCUAGACUCCAAAGCAUGCAUCUCUAUUGGUGAGGAGAACUUUGAGGUGAAAGCUGAUGACCUGGAGCCCAUCUCUGAGCUGGGACGAGGUGCGUACGGGGUGGUGGAGAAGAUGCGGCACAUGCCUAGCGGGCAGAUCAUGGCAGUGAAGAGGAUCCGAGCCACAGUGAACAGCCAAGAGCAGAAGAGGUUACUGAUGGAUCUGGAUAUCUCCAUGAGGACAGUGGAUUGCCCCUUCACUGUCACCUUUUAUGGAGCACUUUUCCGGGAGGGAGAUGUGUGGAUUUGCAUGGAGCUGAUGGAUACCUCACUGGACAAGUUCUACAAACAUGUCAUUGACAAGGGCCUGACAAUUCCUGAGGACAUCUUAGGAAAAAUAGCUGUCUCUAUUGUAAAAGCACUAGAACAUCUACACAGUAAGCUCUCCGUGAUCCACAGAGAUGUAAAGCCCUCUAACGUGUUGAUCAAUACGCAGGGGCAGGUGAAAAUGUGCGAUUUUGGGAUUAGCGGUUACCUCGUCGACUCGGUUGCUAAAACCAUGGAUGCAGGAUGCAAACCCUACAUGGCUCCUGAAAGAAUUAACCCGGAGCUCAACCAGAAGGGGUACAGCGUCAAAUCCGAUAUCUGGAGCCUGGGGAUCACAAUGAUCGAGUUGGCCAUCCUGCGCUUUCCCUACGACUCCUGGGGGACACCAUUCCAGCAGCUCAAGCAAGUGGUAGAGGAACCCUCGCCGCAGCUCCCCGCAGAGAAGUUCUCAGCAGAAUUCGUCGAUUUUACCUCGCAAUGCUUGAAGAAGAAUUCCAAAGAACGGCCAACAUACCCAGAGCUUAUGCAACAUCCUUUCUUCACCCUGCACGAAUCCAAAGAGACAGACGUCGCCUCUUUUGUCAAACUCAUCCUGGGAGACUGAGAACUGGACUUGUACAUGAAUUGCCCUUCUGUGGACUGGUGGGUGCAGGGGAGGGGCUCAUGGCAGGACUUGUCAUGAAAGCACCAAGAGAAAGUCACCGUGUUUUGUUUUGUUUUUAUUCUGAGAAACCCCCGCCUUGCCGAAGUUUUUAAAAGGGUUCUUUGGUAUCCAUAGUGACAUAGAGCAAGCUGGUUAGUGAAAUGAAUUUUAAUAAGGUUGGUAACCUUAAAACAAAGACAAAACAACAACAAAAAAAUUUUUAAGAGUGAUUUACAUAUUUAAUGACCGUCAAAAUCCCUCUUCCUAACUUUCUCCUCAUCCCCCUUCCUUUUCCCCUGAACCAGAAUUUGCUUUGUCAUGGUAAUAGGUGCUAUGGUAGUCAUGAAGUUGUAUGUAGAUUUAUAUUUUGUCCCUUCCAUUAUUUUAAUAUUUAUGUUAAGUGCUUGAUGGAAUAGAUUUCUGUUUUAUAUGAGGAUGAGUGCGUGGUGAUGAUGAGGAUGCUAACUGAGGCCACAGCAAGCAAUAGUUGUAGGGCUUUGCUGGGGAAAAGGUGUCAAAGGAAAAGAGAAGGAAGUGUCUGUGUUGUGAAAAUAUUUAAUGUGCAUCAUAAAAAGAAUUUAUAAACAAGGAUCUCAGCUCAGCUACUCGAGCUGCUUGUGUCAGGCAGCAUCACUGUAAAGGAGGGAGGCUUCAGCCUCCUCCAGGGUCUCCUCUUCUCCGGACACUGCGCACGGCUGCAGGGCACUGCCAGCCUCCUGCCUGGGGAAAGCCCCAGCCCUGUGUCCCAGCAACUCCCUCUGCUAUAUCAGGCAGGUGAUGAGGUCUGGAGAGGGAAGAUAUUACUGGGAUUAAUGUAUGGGACAAAAGCCCCAGAGGGAAAUCAGUUGUCAGAUGAGUUGCACAAAGAUAGGGAGGAGGCUGCAGUGGUCGGUCCCCACCUGCCAGCCAGCCCAUCAGCCUCGUGCCAUCUGGGACUCCCUUGGGCUGGGGAUGAGCUACUUUGGGCCUAAAAGGGAGUUCCUCUCUCCUUCCCUGUAUGGGAAAGGAUAACAUUCUGCAUGGCAUGGCAUCUGUGAAAAAAUGGGAGAACUCAGUGCGAGUUUCCAGGGCUCUCCUCCCUGUCGGCAGCAAUCCCUCUGUGCUUGCCCACAGGCUCUGGGGGUGUGAGCCCACCCCUGGAGCUGGUGCUGGCAGGUGGUUUGGGCCAUAUCCAGCUCUGCUUGGGAUGCUGAGGCCAGCCAGGAGUGCUGAGCUCCAGCAUGAGACCUGCAGGUGUCCCCCAUGAGAGCUGCAGCCUGAGAAACCACGCAGGGAAACCACAGCCCAUCCAUGGCAGGAGCUCAUUGCUGUUGGCCAAGUCUUCAGAGAAAAGCUGCUAGCCAAGGGCAGGAGCCACGGGGACUCUUGGGGCAGAGGGAAAGGUGGCAGAUCCCACUGCUUUUAGGUAGCAGGGAAUAGAAAGGGGGAAUGGUGUACUGCAAGGGGUUGCUGUAAAUCUGGAGCAAGGCUCCUGGCUCCAGAUGGAUGCUGGAUUGAUGAGCCAGACCUGCAGAGCUCAGCUGUGAGGUGCUUUGCCUUUUUCCAUGGCUCCUUCUCCCAAACCUGUGCCCCUGUGUGUGUGUGCAGCUAUCCCAGAGCAGGCACACGUGUCUCAUACCCCUCCACAUCAUUCCCUUCCCCAUCCAUUGCUUCUGCACAGACUCUCAGAGUCAGAGCCCAUCUGGAUGCAUGUCUUGCUCUCCAGUCUUGAAGCUGUGUGGGAUGUCAUUCACUCAGCCUGGGAUCCAGCUCCUUCUCUCUCAGUUCCAGUGGCUUCAGUCCACUUGGGCUUCUGGACCAGCCUGAGGACCAGUUUGGGAAUUGAUCUCUUGGAAGGGGGAUGGGGAGGGUUGUAGUUAGAGCACCUAACACCUCACUAAGAGGUGCAAGUGGUGGCAUCUCUUGUGCUAGGCACAUGCUGACCACUUUGAAGAGGUGCCCCUAGACACUGCCACUGUCACCACCACGGCCAGGGCUGGCAGUGCCUGUAGAGGUGGCUGUGAACCCCAAAAUAACACAGCUCUGCCCCGAGCCAGCAUCAAAAGAGAGAAGGGAGCAUCACUGAUGGGGAUUUAUUGAUCCUUGAGCCCCUCAGCUGCAGAGCAGGGGGCUUGGAGGAAGCUCAGAGGAGUUGGGGGUUGUGAGUUUCCUUGCUGCAAAGAGCUCCUGCAUUGUGCAGACUUUGGGGAAGAGUUUCCCCUUCCUCAGCCCGUGGUUCACAAACCUGCUCAGCCCUCCCUGUAGUGAUAAGCUCCCUAUUCCACUUUGUGUAGGGGGGAACCUUUCAGGUUACAUUUUGUUGCAGAUGAAACACGAGGAUGUUUUACUUCUCAGUGUGUAAUUUUAAGAGGCCUCGCAUGGCUCAUAAUCUGCCCUCUCAUAUUCCAUGGGGUGUGUGGCUGUGUGUGUGUGUGUUUUUUUUUUUUUUUCUCUCUCUCUCUCACUUUCUCAGAGUCACAGGGCUGUUUUGAUUGAUUGUCCUCAGCUGCAGCUAAAAGUCCAGCCAGCCAGUUUAUAGACUUGGUUCCAGCAUCAAUUCUCGCUUUGAAAAACAUGACAUUUAAAACCACCCUCUGGUUUUCCUACAUAUGGAUCUGAUGCUUUUGUUAAAGAUUGGUUUCGCCUCUUUUCUCCUGGAAUAUAAGUCUCGUUUGGACACCACGUCUCCUUGACCUCAGAGCACCUUUAUUUCAUGCCAUUGUAAUUGACAGGUUGAAUUUAUGAGAUACUGUCAGAGUGCAGUAUUAAUAGCAGAUAUUAAUGUCACCAAUAGAAAAUUAAUGUCAGUGUUGUCUGCAGCAAGUAACCCUCUAGGAUGAUUCCUACAUGCCUUGACACUACACAAUGAGUGCUUUCUUUUAUGCUUUUUGCUCUUGCAGUGCUUGGGCUCUCUAAUCCCUUUGUUUUAAUGGCAUGACAAUAGAGCAUGCAACAAAUCACUUCCCUCCGGAUUCUCCAUGACUUUGUUCCUUUAAAAUUCAUCUGCAUCAGCCCAGUGUAAGUCUUGAGUCUGUGUGACCAGUGUGAAAAUGCUGAUCACCACUGCUGAAGGUGGUUGUGGAAGGAGAGAAAGGCAGAGGUUGUCUGUCUGACUGUCCAUCCAUCUCUUCAUCCCUAGUGACACGUGUGGACACAAAGCUUGGCCUGCCCCAGGGUUUUCUUCCAGAGAAGCCUGAGCUGGGGGGGAGGAGAGCCAGGGACUCCUGUGUGCUUAAAUGCUCUGCAAACAUGCUGGGCUACAAUAUAUAAAAAAAAAAUCAAACUCUUCUCUUUGUUUGAUUGUAACCUCUGUGAGGGUGAAAAGCCUUGGGUCAGCACUCAGAACUUUGCUUGGCUCUAAGAGGAGCUCAGGGUUGCCAAGGACAGGCAUUGUUUCUGGGUCAUUAAACCUUCCCCAACAACCCUGAACAGCCAAGGUGUGAAGCUUAAAAGCUGUUCUUCAAAAAGCUCAUUUGAUGCAGGACACAGGGCUGCAUGUUGGACAGGUAGGCUCAUGGCUUUGCAGGACAGGGAGCAGAUUGGAUUCUCCUCAACUGGGGAUUUUUAAACUGCAAAAGUAGCAGGUCUGGUGCCACAGGCUUGAAACAAACCAAAACCACACCAGGGAGUGGAAAGGUGAGAAAAGCUGCUCCAAACUCAGCACUGGACCAAGUGUAGGAGUUAAUUCCAGCACAGGUACCAUUCCCAUGGCAGGGAGAGCCUCUCUGCUCUGCCACAGGCUGUGGUUAUUGGGCUGCAGGGCGUGCUGGGCCAUGAUAUUCCUCCUCUUUUUACCUCCACAGCUCCUGAUGUUCCUGCCACCUCCUGGAGGCUUGAGGCUUUGCCAUUGCCAGAGCUCUUCUAAGUGUCACUGGCAAGAAAGCUAUUUUCUAUGUCCCCAAGAGUCCUCUGGUCCCUUAAAUCUGAAAGAUGAGUUGGAGGGCAUUUGCUGGUUCCUGUUUUUAAACACCAGUUUAAAAUGCUGCUGCAGUGGGUGAAAUGCCCAUCUUUUCCUGGAGUUUUUUCCAGGUGUAUAAAACUUCACACAGGUAUCUAUGUACUGUAUUUCUGCAUUUUUCCUGACUUGCCUGGUUUACUGGUGAGGGAGGGAGGCAUUUCUGACUUCUUAAAGAGGGGGGGAUACCAUUUCUGGAGGCAACUGACUUCUGCUGUGUGAUGGUGGGUCACUAUUCAGAAAAAGCUCUUAAAAAUAAAUAAAUUAAAAAAAAAAUAGGCAGUUGAGCUCUUAGUUCAGCAGGUGUCAAGUGCCUGUUGGGUCAGUGCCCCUUGUCUGGGAGAGAAGGGGCUGCCAGGUCCUGUGCACUGGUGCUGAGGACAUGGACACUGGGGUGCAGGGUCUGAACUGGGAUUUCUCCAUGCUGAGUGUGUACCUGCACCUUUCCCUUCUUUCCUAGGCAAUUUUGGAAGAGGAAAAGCUGUCUGGUCAGUGCAGCAUUGCUUUAGUGGCUGGUCUGAUGUAGUUCAGACAAGGUUCCCACCAGCUCCCUUGUUUAUUAGACCUCGUUUUUAUUAAAAACAAACCCCAAGCUCCUCUCUCAGAAAAGACAGCCAAGAUGGUUUUUUUUUUUUUUUAAUUCUCUUCCAUCUUGUUCCUCUCAGAGGAACUCUGGGAGCCUGUCUUGGUGCUUUCACUCUUUCACAUGCCAAAGAUUGCUACAUCCCUCUGAGUUAGGCUCCUGCCAAAGCAGAUCUUACAGCCUUGCCUCAAAAAUCAUCCACUUCCCUGCUCCUCGGGGUUCCUUUUGUUGCUGUUGCUUUUUCAUUGAAUUUCCUCUUGUUUAUUGACAUGUCUAUUGUUGAGCUUCCUGGACACAUGCAGCUCUUUUUUUUGGGUGCAGAAAAAGACAAAUCGUUGCCUUCACUGCUCUGCCCCUGCUGUUGGGGAAAUACUGCUGGUGAUACAGUUCCUACAGAUAGGGAUGGGUCUCAUUUAGAGCUCGGGUCAGGGAGGGUGUAAACUGGCAUUGCUCCAUUGGCUUGGCUGGAAUAAGGCCAGUUUUGUCCAGCUGAGAAUCUGUCCUUAAUGUCUAAACAGUUAUUACACACUAAUAAAGAUUAAUGAUUGUAAAUCCCCACGGAUUAUACAUAAAAUGGCAAGUUUUACCCAUUAAUCUUUAUUGCCAUAUUAUAGCUGUUUAUGUUAGAGGAGUCCUCUCUCUCAGUACUGAACAUCCACUCAAGGAGGUGGGGGCUGAGCACAGGGGAGGUGAUGGGUGGACAAAACAGACCAGAUGUCCACAUGUUUUACAGUCUGUGUCCUCCCCCCGAGCUGGUUGUUUCCUUGAAAGCCUUUAACCAGCAGCAAAGGAUGUAUCACAGAGCUUUGUCUGCUUUGCUGGCCUCUGGCUGAGCUAUAAAAUCCAGAUUGUUUCUGGUGAGAAGGGAUCAGAUCUCCUAAUUAAUAUUUCAGCUCAGCCUUUGCUGGAGCAGAUGGAUAAUAUGAAAUUUGACAUGCACUCUGGCAGUGCAGUGAGAUUCCCUCUCCCUGGCUGUGGCUGGAAGAGAUGCUUGCUGUGGAUAGGCAGCUGUGUCACAGGUCAAAAGGAUGCUGCUCCUUCACAUAACCCCACACCACAAAAGCACUUUAUUUUGCUGAUAAAGAAGGCCAGAAAAGGCUCAGCUGAAUCUCAGCUUUCAUGUGUUUGCAGAUGAGGAUGGACACAGCUAAAGAGGUGGUGGUGCCAGUGUGCUGUAUCAAUGAAGAGGACUCCAAAGAGAGUGCAGUAAAUUGCAAGGGUGGUUUUAAUGGCACAGGGACAAGAGUCCUCUGGUAGGGAAUCCACUCUGCCAAGGAAGGUCUGGAGCUGGGAAUGCUGAAGCAGAAAGGGAGGGUGAGAGAGGCAACCACAGACCCAACCAAGCACAUUGCUGGUGGGAGCAGUCUGUGCCCCCUUCUUCUUGUAUUCCUCCAGGCCCAGAUUUGCAGGUGAUGGUUUUGCUCACAAGUCCCAGAUUGCCACUGCAACCCCACUUCCAGCAAGAGAAAGAGAAUACUAAAAUCCCAAAGAAACCCACAAGGACAAACUGGGAGCAAGCUGAUGCUUGUUGCCUGCUGGGUGGCCUCAUGCAUUGCUGCAGAGCUUGGACUUAAAAUGAUGUGGAAAGCAUGGGAAAGGCUGAGAAAGAAGAGGAUCCAUGUUUUAAGGUGGUGUCUAACUAGCCCAGUGGUACAAAUACCUGAUUUACAGGCCACAGGGAUAAAGGAAUUCUUCAGGGGCUUGUGCAGUGCUGUUCUCCCAGGAACAAUUUUGGCCACAUGGCAUUUAUUACAUGGCCUCCUUUAGUGCAUUUUUUCCCUCCACUGACACCUUACACCUCAGUCACCUGGACAUUUGGGGUUUUAGCAGCUGGGAGUUUACUAACAGCCUUUUUUUCCCUAGCCAGAUGCUCAGAGGGAAGGGAAGAGAAAGGGGCCACCUCUCUGCAGAGCUCUUUAGGGGAAAGGAGCCCCAGGCAGAGGCUCAGUGCCCUGCAGGUAUCCAGCCCAAGCCAGAGCUCCUCCUGUGCUCCUUUGCCAUCCCAUGGAUGAAAAAUCCCAUCCUGGAAGUGGAGCAGCUCUGGAAUUGCAGCAGCCUGGCCCUGAGGUGGCUCAGCCUUGCCUGGCAGCCUGGCUGCAGGAUGGGCUGUGUUUCCUUCCUCGAAAGGCUCUUGAUUUUCACUAAAGGAUGGGGCAAAAAUCCAGAGGCUGCGAGGUACCGCGAGGAUAAGCUGGGAAAAGCUUGGAAGCUUCUGAAAGGCUCUGGAAAUAGAGAUGGAAAUCUCAAAAGAUCAGACGUCUUUCGGCCAUUUCCAAAGCUGUGUGGUUUUAGCCAGACCUGAAAACCCUUCCUAGAAGUUUAUUUCAGGGUAUUUUGAUUUGUUACUUUCGCUUUUGGGUCUGGCUAAAUCCAGGAAACUCAGAAUAGUGUAAUUUUUCAAUAAAGAGUAAACACACCCCAAGUAUUACUGAACCAUUCAGGAAAGUUUCUCUUUGGUUUCCCUUACCGGAAUCAUUCAGGCCAGAAUAGGGUUUGUCCUAAUUCAGUCUGGUUUUGCCCCAGAUAAUUAUUAUUUUUGAGAAAAAGAAGAGUUCAGACCAUGGGCUUUCCAAAACACCGUGACCCGGCACGCAAGGUUACACACCAGAUCCUGCCAGAAGGAGGAUGGAGAUGAGAAGUGCUGCACUUAGAGGCAGCCAAACUCAUGGCUGGAAAGAGCAUUCUGGCAGCAAGCAUGGCCAUAGCCUCCAAAAACACAGGUAGAUAGAGUUUCCCCAGGGGCUGUGUGAUGGAGUUAUCAGGGUCUGCCACGUCUCAGUUUUUUUCCCCUCUAGUAAAAACCAUCCAGCCACCUCCGUGUCCUGGAACAAUAUCUGAAAGCCUUUGGUAUUUCUCAGCUUGGUUGUGUGGGGUUUUUUCUUUUCUUUUUUUUUUUUUUUUUCAGGACAGAUGCUGUGAAAAGUCAGGAAGGGCCAGGUGUCCUUGAUUUACACAGCCAGAGUGAAGAGAUGUAGAUUAAGUGCCUGGUAAGAGCCAAAAAGGUGUGUUUAAAGUUAAAUUACAGUUGCUGUCCUAGCUGUGAAGUCAGGAUCAGGUUUUCCCAUCUACAGGUGCAGCUGCAGAGCUCUCUGUCCAUGCUUAGCCCAGCUUUAUUCAUGAAUAUUGCAUAAAUAUCCAAUAGCAUGGGCUAUUUGGUGGGCAUCUGGCAGCUUUGGGCUCUACAGGCAGAAAAAAAAAAUCCUUGUUCAGAAUACAGCAUUGCCAAAAUCUUUGGCUCCAAACUUCCCUAUACAAUCUCUGUAUCAACUCAAUUUCCAGAGCUCUGCCCCGUUUUGUCCCCUUCAUGAUUGUAAAUGGAGUGGUUUGUGCUGGGUGACAGCUGUCACUGUGCCACUGGGGCUGCUGGAAAGAGUCACAACAAACAAACUGGUUGGAAUUUUGCAUUAAUUUUUAAUAUCAUUACAUUGCAGGGGAGCUGCUAAACGGAGUUUCCUGCAAACUGGAAUUGUGUUGGAAUAAAACUUCUCAUUUUUCAUAGGAAAAAAAAAAAAACAGAAUUAUCUAAAGAUGUCCAAACUCUUCAAUUGUAGAAAUUACAGUGCUUUUGGCAAAGAUCCAUGUUUAGCAACAAAAUAUAUGGAAUUUCUAGAAUUUCUGUCUUAAGGUGUGAAAUCUGCUUUUUUAUUUUGAGAUAGAGGCAAAUUUGCUCUGCUGGUAUUGAGAGGGCACAGGCAAAGCACUUGUCUCUUUGGAAACAACAGGAAAGAGAAGGCUUUCCAGCCUGCUGGGAUGCAAGUCCUUAUUUUAUAUUUAGGAUUUUUUUCUUUUACAGUAACAUCAUUUGUUUUAGAACUGUGAAAGUCUCUGCUUUUCUUUACAUGUGGAGGGCUGAUUACUCCUUCUCGUAUUCUUAUUAUUUAUUAUUUCUCCAGUUCUGGUACUAUCCAAGAGGUGCUGAAGGCAUCUCCCCAGCCUGACCUCGAGUUGUGUGGAAUCAGUAUCUCCUGACAGCUGGGAUGGCAAGUGGCAGUAGAUGGCUAAUGAGUAUUUAAAAUGAUAUUUAUAGCAAUUUAGAUUUUCUUUUAGCGAGCUGCUUUGCUCUAGGGGAUGGGGAUAAGGAAUCUCUUUGUAAAAUGGCAUUUUUUGCUUUUUCUUCAAACAUCUCGGAGGGUUCUAAGGAAACCAACUCACUCUGUUUUUAAUAGGAAGAGUUGGGUUGGGUUGUAAUCAUUCCUUUGAGAGGGGAUUGACUAGCAUCAGGGUUCAGUUCAACUGGUAAAAAUGCUUUAUGUCACACCAUCAUUAAUCAAAGUGCACUGGAAUGCUGAGAGAAGGAUCUUUUUCUACCUGACAAAGACAAUCUGCUUGGUCCAAGGCUCAUGCUAUGCUUUUCCUGUAUUUGCCUAGAGUUUUCCUUUGGCCCUGGAGCCAGGGAGACUCAGGGUUGCCAGGAUUGCUUUGAAGCAGGGCUGAGGGCCACCCAGGCAACCUCUGGCCAAAUGUCUGCUCUGGGUCUGGAGGACACAAGUUUACAGAAGUGAUGGAGCAGCUAACAAACAGCUGCUUCUUGCUCUGGAAAAAGAUGUUGAGGUGAAAUCCCCUGAGCAUGACAUGUGUGAGACAAGUAGGAUUGGGGGCUGAAAACCAUCAGCUUUUCGUUCUUUUUAUUAUUAUUAUUUUUAUUUUUUUCUCCUUUUCCUCUUUGCAAAGGUGCCUUGCUGCUCUUCUGCUUCAAAAGCCUCCCCAAGCCUUUCUGAUAAAGAAUGCUGUGGUGCAUCUGUUUUCAAACAGCUUGCAUUGGUUUUCUGGUUUGUUUUUUCUUCCCCUGAUGUAUAAGAAACGUUGGGUAGCAGAAUGUGGAAUUCAUUAGAAGUUCAUAAAGCAGGGACCUCAGAAGGAUGUGGGUAUAAAUGCUUUUCAGGCAUCUGAGGUGAACUUUAAACGGAGCUUUGGCCCUCAUUUGCUUUCUGCUUUUCAAAUACCAUUUAUGAGAAAGUGGAGCUGUCAAAGCCAUGCAUGAACUUUGCCUUCUUGCAAAUAACUUGUCUCAAAGUAAAUUGUCAAAAUGCACAAGGAACUUGUCUCAAAGUAAAUCCAGUAGCUCUACAAAGCUGGGAAUGUAUGUACAUCAGUGUGUGUGUGUGUGUGUUGUGCAGGGGAGUCAGCAAGUUACCAUUUUGGAGAUGCAAAAAACACAGUGCAAGUGGUUUUUUCUUUCAAAAAGUCAAUGUAAAAUAUUUAUUCCUUGGUGUGAGUACAUCAGACCACAUCUCCCACCCUUCUUCUGAUUGCUUUCUGUUUGGUUUUGUUGUCUCAGUCUUUGCUGCCCUCUUUCCUCUGCAGUGCUGGUGUCUCCCUGGCAGCCCCAUAACCUCACACAACCCCACUGGCACUGAGGGUGCAGGGAGGUCCCAGGAGCACAGAUCCUGCUGCUCCUCAGGAAAAGCACUGGUGUUCCCAUUGAGGAGAGGAAUGGCAAGGGGAGGAUGAGGUGGAAAGGCAGGGCACUGCAGUAUUGGCCAUUUUUGAUUUUUAGCCUUGCUGAGGAGACUCUGUCUUGAAGAGAAUGAAAAUUUCUCAUGCCCAAUGCAAGACCCUGAGUCCCAGGUUUGGGGGAGGGUGCAUUGGUCCAGAGAUAGCAAGUUUUGAGAAGGCCUUUCUCUUCCUUGGCAAGUUCUUGUGAAGAUGUAUUAGUGGCACAGAUAAAAGAAAUGUUCUCAUCUUUGUGAGGUGGCACCCAGGGGCUUGUCAGUGCUGGUUCAGGUCCCCUGGGGCUUUGCCAGGGGUUCAUAGCAGUGGGGUCUCCAUCUCCAUCACUCCCAGCUCCUCUGCCAGUCUGCAAGCAGGUGAAAUUUCAUCACUCUGAUACUGCAAAGGUCACAGGGUCCUCCUUGUGCUUGGGUCAUUUGAGUGGCUGCCCAGCUGCUGACCCCAGUGGCUCCACAUCCACUCUUAAUGCUUCUCUUAACCUGUGUGUUGUCUUCAUUCAUCUCAGAGCUGUUCUUUGUAUUAUGAAGAUGAUGAAUAGUAAGGGACUGACAGUAGGACCACGUGUGUAACAUUAGGUAGGCUUUUAUUUAAUGUUGUUGUCAUUUUAAUGAGAUGCUUUUAGGAUCCGUGUUGUACUGGAUCAAAGAUCCUGGUGGAAGAGUUGAACUGGUAUUUGUUAACCCCAACUGCCCCAGACCCUUUCCCUCCACCCUUUUCAUGAAAAAGAAAAAAAAUUAAAUUGGGAGAAUAUCUCUAACUUGACAAGAAAAACCAACCCCAAACCCUGCUGGUGGAAAAGAGGAUCUUCAUUACUACGUUUUGGUUGUAUUUCUCAGGAUAUCCAAAGUUUUUAUCACUGCUGCUGAGAGAAGGGGACAGUUACACCUUUUGAAACUUCAACCACUGUAACCGGUUGCCAGAUGUGUGUGUGUGUGUGUGUGUGUGAUAAACUCAGCACUGUGUGUGGGUGUGUUCUGCUGAAUAUUGUGUGCAUCUAUGAAAUGCUUCAAACAAACUGCCUGGAAGUCAGAACCAACCACCUCUUUCCAGUCAUAUGUUUGCCGUGACUUUUCAUAACCACACUUGAACUAGUGGUCUUGGAUUAAAUAUUCAAAGAGCAGGGCAUCUUUAUAGCAACGGUAUGUCAGUCGAAUUAGGGAAAAAAAAUGUACACAAAAAAUAAAAUAAAUGAGAUUUAAAAGGA
Calypte anna (Anna's hummingbird) is the source of this 12565-nucleotide messenger RNA. It is a transcript of the gene MAP2K6, whose product is annotated as mitogen-activated protein kinase kinase 6. The coding region runs from base 350 to 1354 and encodes 334 amino acids. The record is from RefSeq and is a predicted model, not a curated record. The transcript is spliced from 12 exons. Gene Ontology annotation, biological process: MAPK cascade; protein phosphorylation. Lineage: Eukaryota; Metazoa; Chordata; Aves; Apodiformes; Trochilidae. Gene Ontology annotation, molecular function: ATP binding; MAP kinase kinase activity.